Mollisia scopiformis is the source of this 1328-nucleotide messenger RNA. RefSeq lists its product as uncharacterized. NCBI's taxonomy places the organism in Eukaryota, Fungi, Ascomycota, Leotiomycetes, Helotiales, Mollisiaceae. The coding region runs from base 178 to 1179 and encodes 333 amino acids. The transcript has 3 exons. The record is from RefSeq and is a predicted model, not a curated record.
CGAUGAGACGAGGGAAGGCCGAGAGAGGGAUGCGAUGCGAUUAUCGACCGACCCCUCCGAAGAACCCGCCUUCUUUCUCUUUCUCUUUCUCUCUCUCUCUCUCCAACAACAACAACAAUGAUGCAUCGCGAACGAUAAAACAAGACAACAAGAGUGAGAAGACGAGAGGAAUGCACCAUGGCGCAAGAAAGCACAGCAGAGCCUCCGCGCCCGAAAUUGAAGGAUUCGUGGUCGAGUCUCCAGGACGAUUACGAGUUGAGGAAUGUACAGAAGUUUCGAGAUGCUGAGCAAGGGUCCGGAUUAUUUGGGACAAGUGAAGACAAUCGGACAACGACUCUAAAUGAUUGUCCACCUCCAUUACACGUACCGACAAGGACGAGGAAUCUAUUGUUCAACAUCGGGUUGGGCAUUGCCGUGCUGGAUUUGUGUGUAAUGCCAAUUGUGUAUUUCUACUCCUUGACAUUUGGAGCAAAAUUGAAGAGGCAGACUGUGUUUAUUGUCAUUACAUGUCUCUUCUGCAUGAUGACUUUUGCGCACUACACGCAUCGCUGCUUCAGACUGAUGUUGAAAUGCUCCAGCCGAUACGGCCCCAUCGGAUGGCAACGGAAAUGGCGAUUACUCGAAUUCACAAACGUCAAUUUCGCCCUCUGCGCUUCAAUCUUCGAAAUCGUGCUCGUCAUCGGCACGUCCCCCGAAUCCCCUCUCCUCCGAAUCUGCACCCUCCCAUCCGCCAUCAUAUGCUACUACCUAGGCAUUCUCUUCCUGCUCACCUCCACUCUCACCCAUUACCAAGUCCCAAUCCCGUUCGAAAUGUCUUCUACUCCCAAAGGAGCACCGUUUCGUCCCGCACUUCUCGCUAUACUGGAAGAUUCGGGCGCUAUCGAGUAUCGAGGCGAGGUCCCUGCUCGUCUUGCUGUUCUUAGACGUUAUGAAGCUAGUCCCUUGUUUCGGAGAAUGAUACAGAGGCUAAGUUGGUUUUGGGGCGUGGGAUUUCUGGUGAUUGCUAUCAUCACCACGAUCUUGAUAUUCUCGCUUGAGGAAGAGGUUGCGUUUGGAGUUGGGUGGGGUGUACCGUAUGUUUGGGCGACGAUAUACGCCAUCGGUACCAUCAUAUUCGUCAAAGCGAGUUUAAGAGAAGAAAGAAGGGUCUGGCGUUCAAAUCUUGGCAUCACCACUUAGGUCUCCUAUGUUUGGGCGGACAAUUUGUUUACUUGAGCGCUGAUCAUGAGCAAUUAGAUAUCCAUUAAAUUAUGCACAGACACAAUAACAACAUCACACAGAACCUUUCAUCUCAUCUCAACAUGCAGCACCUCUCCCUCCCCCUCCCC